AUGGGAGUGCAAACCAUGUCCAACGUCUUCACUUCAUCCCCAAAGUCGGUAUCUGGAACUGCAUCCCCCAUACCCCGGCUUCGAGGUGCCAGCGGAGGUGAUAGAGAAGUCUUACUUCAACCUCGUACCAAUGGCAUCAGACCUAGUGCUAGUUACGGCGGCGUCGCCGGUAUGAGUGUUGGAGGCACGACUGUGAAUGGACCGGGAAGCUUCAGUGCAAGUCUAAGGAGUGCGACUACCACUGUACCGACACCAAGUGGUCUUUCAGGAAUAGUCGAUACUCCGAGCUCAACGAGUCCAUUAACUUCGGAGAGAUUGGUCGAGGAGCUUACCGAUCAACUUAACAGAGCUAUCAAAUACAAGGAAGGAGCUGAAAAUCUGCUGCAAGUUCUGGAUUCAAAAAAGAUCAAAGAAGCAAAACAGGCACGAAACCAGGCAGAGAAGGAGUACAAUGCCAGAAAUCAAGAGAUUACACAACUCAAAACCCAGAUUGAGGCGAUAACAAAGCCAAAAGAUAUUCCACGGAGGCCACGAGAAGGAAACAAGUUCCAGGGGACGCCUAUAAGGCCGGACGAGGCAAAUGGGAUUUCUGUGUUAGGUACAUCGGAGUGGGAUCCCGGGAGUGAAUCGCCGACAAUAACGCUCGCGGAGCUAUUGGGGGAUUUGGAGGAGAAAGACAAAAAGCCGGAGUAUUAUGUGGACAAGGCUAAUAGCUUGGUCAUGCUGUUCAAACGGCAUCAAAAUCUCAAAUAUGAAUUGUCGUGGUCCACUUUCGGGCUUAGGGUUCAGUUCAUGCUUCUUCACGAGGCCAAAGAAGUAGUUGCGGCUGGUUACCGUAUAACGAGAUACGCUAUUACUGAUCUUCACUCGCUCAGAAGUAUCAGGAGCUUGCGAACAGACUAUAUUACUAUUGGCUCAUUAAUCAAAGAUUCGAGGGCCAAUGUGGAACGUGAACAAGCGUUAAAGUUUGUACGUGCAUUCAUAGAAGUCCCUGGGGGGGUCAAAGAAAUCUCUAGAGGGAUUGUUCGAGGCAUUGUUGCAUGUGCAGAACAAACUGAUGAUAGACUACGAGCAAUUUCUAUGGAAACCUUGGCAGAAAUUUUGAUCUUGGACCCAUCACUUGUUGUUGCUGCUGGGGGUGUUAGAAUACUUACCCAAGUUCUUUCGGAUGGGCCUUACGAACUUUCGGAUACGAUAUCAUUGGCGUUUUUGUAUUUAUUGGACAUGCCUUCUUCGAGAAAAUAUAUACGACCAGGGAACGAUAUAGAGGUUGUUUUUUCGGUGUUCACGGAUUGUCAUUCAGUAAAAGUUCCAGUUCCAGAAGAGAAAUUGAAGUCUAGCGCAAAAGUAAUCAGUUGCAUGCUCAAGUCAUGGCCAGGCCUCCUGGCAUUAACAAUGUACAAUCUACGUGCUCCAAGAUCUCUAGUUGAUGCGCUAUUCAUACCAUCUCCUAGCGACACAAUACUCGAGUUGUUUUUUGACAUCUUUAAGAUUAAACCUCCUUCGUGGUCCUCUAGUUUCCUCGCUGGUCGUCGGCUUACUACCUAUGGGAGGGUGGCCAAUCUCAAAUCGGAAGCGUCCACAAAGCCCGCAAGAUCAGAAGGAGAUAGCAAUCAUGGAAAUCUGGUUGAUCACUUCACAGCUCUGCUACUUGCAGUAUUCUUUGAAGCAGGUCUGCUAAAAGCUUUGAUGGCCUUAGUAGAGGAUAACAGUGAUCCAGCAAUAGUUCGAAAAACCACUCUUCUCCUUGGGGAAGUUUUAAAGUUAGCCAGCCGCCUACUUCCAAGCACUUACAGUGCACAUCAACAGCUUCUUCCCGAUCUCUUUCAGUCUGCGGCAAAAUUCGGCAUCGAUGGCCGGUUUGCUGCUUCUUCCGCUGUCUACCAAAUCGAUAGUCUUAACAGGACAUUGCAUCGCUCUUUGGCAACCCAGACCGCCCAACGCACCUCUCUCGAUGAAGAGAAAAGAGGUCAGAGACAGGUAGAACUAAAAUUGAAGAUAAAUAUGACAAUCGAUGAAAAGCACUUUUCACAACUAAUCGUCGAAAGCGGGGUUUUGAACACGAAAAGCUACAUUAAGUGGAAUUGGGAUUCCCUAAAUGAGAUGAUUCAAGGCCCAUUGCUCAAUCCAAAGAGACUUGAAGAGGCGAUUAAGGGAACUAAAUUCAUGAAGAGGUUAAUGUCUUUCUACCGACCGUUCAAGUACAAGUUCUCGGAUGUCAAAAACACAAAACCCAACCAGCGAAUGAUGGAACGCUGGCGCAUGUUCAAUAUGUUCUACCAUAUCAGCGAUUUACCUGAUAGACCAGACCUGAUGGAACUAUUUGUUUUAAAUAUGGAUUUUACUCUGGAGGGUCAUCCCCGAAUCAUUCUUGGGAAGGUUUUAACUGCGGGUCCAAAGACCGCGCGGCUAUUUGCCACUAACCAUCUCCGAAGUCUUAUUUCAACCACAUCUGCCGGGAAAACACCUUCACAAACCCAGCAAAGCAAUGAGACAGCAGAAUGGGCAAUAGGACUUCUCAUGACUCAGCUUUACGACCCUGAUGUCGAGGUUUGUGAAACUGCGGUAAAAAUUCUUGAAGAGGCUUGCAAUGCGACACAUAACCUAGAAUAUGUGGUUAAACGCCGGCCACAGCUCGAUCAUCUGGGUGAAAUCGGUGCACCGCUACUAUUGAGAUUUUUAUCGACAUCCGUGGGCUACCAUUACCUAAAUGAGCUUGAUUACAUCAACAGGGAAAUGGAUGAUUGGUUUCAUGGGCGUAAUGAUUCGUACGUUCUGACUGUUGAGGCGUCACUUGCGAGAGCUUUUGCCGAUGAAGAGCCUGUAAAGAAGCGCCCAGGUGAUAUCAAUGCGAUAGACCGAGACAUGAUGGGCAUAGUACCCCCGCAUUUCUACCGAGAACUAGCCAGAACAAGCGAAGGAUGUGUCCUGCUGAGAGAAAAGGGCCAUUUUGACCAAUUUGCGUGGUUUAUUCAAAAGCACGGCUUGGAGGAUGAUGACUUGGAGAUCGUCACUAAGGUCAAGGGUUGCCUAUGGGCCGUGGGAAAUAUUGGAUCAAUGCCCUUCGGAGCUCCGUUUUUGGAUGAAGCAAACAUCGUUGAAGCGAUUGUCAAGAUAGCAGAGCAAUCUCAGGUGCUAACUCUCAAAGGUACUGCAUUUUUUGUCUUGGGCUUAAUCUCAAAAACCAUGCAAGGCUUAGAAAUCCUUCUCGAACACGGGUGGGAUGGUACCACUUCUACUAUGGGGGAUUCUCUGGGGUUUUGCGUACCGUUGCAGCUUGGGCGCUUGUUCUCUCUCCGACCCUGGGUACAUACGGGUGACGAGACCAACGCAGUCAACCGGCCGUCACCACUGUCAUCUGUGAUUGGUGACGAUCCACUCGACGCAAAGAUACUCACGGCCAUCGCGAACCUGAACAACCACAUUAUGGAGGGCACAUCUACGAAGGAGUUGAACAGGCUGAAAGCGAAUCAUGUGUCCCACUUUCAGAGCUCUGAUCUGUAUCGCCGAGUCAUGACGUUACUAGAAUCGUAUCGGUAUCGACAGCAUGUCCGACGGUAUAUCAUUGACCUUUUUGACAAGUCUGUCGUGGAACAGAUAGUAAGGGAUGGAAGAGCAGAGCAGGAUUCUAUAGAAUCGCCGCAGACACCCGAAGACGUGCGGUAG
Messenger RNA from Morchella sextelata, 3666 nucleotides. RefSeq lists its product as uncharacterized. NCBI's taxonomy places the organism in Eukaryota, Fungi, Ascomycota, Pezizomycetes, Pezizales, Morchellaceae. Bases 1 to 3666 code for a protein of 1221 amino acids. Gene Ontology annotation, biological process: TORC2 signaling. The record is from RefSeq and is a predicted model, not a curated record. Gene Ontology annotation, cellular component: TORC2 complex. The transcript has 16 exons.